AUGGACGUGGACGAAAUUUUAGAACUGAAUUUGAACAGUCUCAGGGAGAAACUCACAGCUUUAGGGUUACCGACUAGAGGGCGGAAAGGUGAUUUGCAGGACGCACUUUUAGAACACUUCGGUCAUUCUAGAGUUUCAGACAAUAAAGUGAGUCUAGACUCGCAUGAGGGUUGUGAAGAUAGAUCCGUUAAGGUACAAAUACCGGUUCAGAAUUUUUGUAGUCUUCGCGAUAUCGAAGAUGCACUGUCAUCAUUCUCAGGGUGCGGGCAACCUGACGUUAAUCAGUGGUUGCAGGAGUUUGAGGAUAACGCAGCUGUCGUCAAUUGGAACGAACUGCAGAAGUUUAUUUACGGAAAGCAAUUACUUAGGGGUGCGGCCAAAACAUUUGUGAGAAGUCAGAGAGCAGUGAAGGAUUGGAACUCGCUAAAGUCCAUCCUUAAGAAAGAAUUCGAGGUUAAGCUGAGUGCAAACGAAAUUCAUCGUAGAUUGAAGAAUAGGCGUAAACGGGUAAAUGAAAAUUUAUUGGAGUAUCUAUACUCAUUGAUGGAGAUUGCCAGCCAGAUUAAUAUGGACGACGAGAGCAUCAUCGAAUAUUUUAUUGAUGGUAUUCCAGAUACACGUGCUAAUAAGCAGAUUUUGUAUCAAGCUCGUAAUUUGGAAGACCUUAAGGAGAACCUGCGCAUUUAUGAGAAGUGUAGGGGAUCACAACACAGUAUAGGCAGCAGACCAUUCACACAGUCCUCGCAAGAUAAAGGUUCUACUAAAGAUGAGGCGCAAAGCAGUAGGUCGUGUUUCCAGUGUGGAAGAGUAGGGCAUCUUGCUAGGCAAUGCACGCAAUUGGCGAUUCGGUGUUUUAAAUGUAGCCAAGUCGGUCACAAGGCAUUCGAGUGUAAGCAGAUGAUACCGCGAGCGGAGAAGAAGGAAAAUCAAAGAGUAAAUGUAGUUACCGACGGCGAAGAAGAACCGAAAGCGAGGUCGGCAUUAAAGGACGCGUCUCUAUUCCGCGAAUUGCAGAUAAAUGGGUACAAGUUUUCAGCAUUGUUAGAUACGGGUAGUGAUAUCUGUGUUGUCAGAUAUGACACUCUACUCAAUAUUGGAUACGUCGAUUUAAAACCCAUAAAUAAAACGUUGCAUGGCAUUGGCAACAAAAUGUUAAAAACUGUUGGGUGUUUCCCUGCGAUUAUAGAUUUGGAUGGGGUCGAAGUAAAUAUCGAGUUCCACGUUUUUAGGGAGCGCGAUAUUUUGUACGACGCGAUUUUGGGCAAGGAUAUACUGAGGCAAGUAGACGUCGUCAUCGACGGCGAAGGGGUGAAGUUCCAAAAGAAAAUAAUUCCCGAGGAGAAACCAGAAUGUAAGGAAGUUAGCGUGAAAAGAGUGGGGAGUGAAGACUCGUAUCGCAUUGAUGAGUUGGCGAAGGAGUUUGGACAAAUCCUACAUUCUGUAUCAUGUGAGAGUGCAGGGUUGCAGGUUGAACUCGAUCAUUUGCCAACUGCAACAAAGGAAAGGGUACUUAGCCUGAUUACGAGUUACAGAAGCGAGAAGAAAAAGUCAUCGCCAAUCGAAAUGAAGAUCAUCUUGUCCGAUGAGGUGCCAGAAUAUCAAAGACCGCGUCGAAUGUCAUACGCCGAUCAAUGUUUAGUUGAAAAGCAGGUAGACGAGUGGUUAGCCGACAAUAUCAUUCAGAUUAGCACGUCCGAGUAUGCAUCUCCGAUAGUACUGGUGACAAAGAAGGAUGGUACCAAACGGUUAUGCUGCGACUACCGGAAGUUGAACGAAAAAAUAAUACGUGACAAUUUUCCCAUACCAUUAAUCGAUAAUAUUCUGCAGAGGCUUCAAUCGGCUACUUUUUACUCAACGUUGGAUCUUCGUAACGGAUUUUUCCACGUACCGUUAGAGUCUACGUAG
Messenger RNA from Anastrepha ludens (Mexican fruit fly), 1905 nucleotides. RefSeq lists its product as uncharacterized. The transcript has a single exon. Gene Ontology annotation, biological process: proteolysis. The coding region runs from base 1 to 1905 and encodes 634 amino acids. The record is from RefSeq and is a predicted model, not a curated record. NCBI's taxonomy places the organism in Eukaryota, Metazoa, Arthropoda, Insecta, Diptera, Tephritidae. Gene Ontology annotation, molecular function: zinc ion binding; nucleic acid binding; aspartic-type endopeptidase activity.